This is a messenger RNA of Alligator mississippiensis (American alligator), 3238 nucleotides long. RefSeq names its product syndecan 4 (gene SDC4). Gene Ontology annotation, cellular component: cell surface; membrane. Bases 34 to 645 code for a protein of 203 amino acids. Gene Ontology annotation, biological process: cell migration. Lineage: Eukaryota; Metazoa; Chordata; Crocodylia; Alligatoridae. The record is from RefSeq and is a predicted model, not a curated record. The transcript is spliced from 5 exons.
GGCGGCGGGGGCCGCUCACUCCGCGCCUGCACCAUGUCUUGCUGUCGGUCCUGUGCGCUCUGCGCCGCGAUGGUGCUGCUCCUGGCGGCCGCUGCCGCCUCCGCCGAGUCGGUAAGGGAAACCAUGACCAUGGAUCCACAGCUGCUAGAAGAAGAUUACUCCUCAGGCGCGUUGCCAGAUGAUGAAGAUGUUGGUCGCAGCAGUUCUGAAAGCACCAUUGAUGAUGAUGAUGACUAUGAUUCAUCAGGGUCUGGUGAUGAAGAUGGCUUUGUCCUGACUUCAACCAGCACAGUCAGUCUUGUGAGCUCCAGUGAUAACCACAUCCCUGAAGACAGUGGGGAAAGAACAAAGGACAUGAACAAAAACGGGAUGGAAGACAAUGAGAUCAUUCCUGGGGGAGUUGUGCCUCUUCAGGAGGAGAACCUGUCCAACAAGAUCUCCAUGGCCAGCACCGGCAGUAGCAGCAUCUUUGAAAGAACAGAAGUCCUUGCAGCUCUUAUUGCAGGUGGGGCAGUAGGGCUGCUGUUCGCCAUCUUCUUAAUCCUCCUUUUAGUCUAUCGCAUGAAGAAAAAGGAUGAGGGCAGCUAUGACCUGGGCAAGAAACCAAUCUACAAGAAAGCCCCUACAAACGAAUUUUAUGCUUAAGCUCACCAGCACCUCCUACCCAUCUGGGGACAGAAAUGGACUAUAUUGAAGCAUUUGGCCUUCAGAUGAGAAGCAUUGAACAAAUGGAUUUUCUGGAUGCAAUUUCAGAGAUUUCUUUAAUUUUCUAUGUGCCCCUUCCCAUCCUGCUUGACUAACAAGGGCCCAACGAGAUGCAGCAAGUCUUGAAAAACACUGUCAUAUUAAGAAAAAAGUACAAAAAAGCCAAACUUUUUUUCCCCUUUUUUUGGGUGAUGGGUGUAUGAAUUAUCAAGCUGUGUGUGGAAGCAAACUGUCUCUCUACCUGGUGUGCAGUAUUCCUAUUCACCUUUUGUAGAAGGCAGGAUUUUCCAAAACCCUUCUGGAAUAGGAUUUGUCCUGCAGCAGGCUACUCAUGUCAGGCAUUUGGUACAUGCCUGUUUAUGAAUUUUACCCUACAGUAUAAUGUUGCCUUAUCAGGGGGCUUCUGUGCCCUCUGGGCUCAGGGUUCCUGUAUGCCAUAAAGGAUCCAUGGGAGAAAUGACUAUAUGGGUUCUAGGGGGAAGCUUCCUUUUCCUUUGUCCUGGGCAGGGCUGUUAAUCCAUAAGAAUCAGGAAAGUCUUUUUGCAUAGCUCUGAGACAAUCCCCUCUUCCUCCAAGUUUUUUUUUUUUUUAACGUAGGAUUUUUUUUUUUGUAAUAAAACUGCUAGGAAAAAUAGUUUAAUGUUUAUAUAAGUUUGUAGAAAGUGUGCUUACAUAAACCCCUUGCUUUCUUAACUUCCUAAGAUUAUUUUUUUUCCAUUCUCCCCCCCCCCCCCUCUUUUUUUUUUUGGCUGGGCAUUUUCUCUAGACAUAUACUGUGCGUGGGUUUUUAUACAAUCCAUAUUCCAAAAUUGAAGCAGCAUUGGCUAUGGUAUGUUACAGGUUUCUUUUGUUCCUAUAGCAGCUACUGUAGGAGACUUUAAAGAUAUAUUUAUGUGUUUUAUCAAUAAUUUUUUUGAUUUUUGACUUUUUUAUAGGAUUAUUUAUAGUUUCUCAUGGCUGCUCUUGUUUUUUGGUUUGGUAAUUUUGUUUCCUUUUUUUUUAUAUAAAACACUAAUAUAAUGAAUCUCUGUGAAAACUAUUUAAGCUUUAUUCUGUGAAUUUUAAUUAAGAACUGAAGGCAAUAACUUCUGCUAGAAUAAAUCUGUAUGCAAAAUCGGGUUCUCUAACAUGAUUUAAAGUUUUAUAGGGGGAAAUGAGCUUUUUUAGCCUGUAAUAUAUUAUAAUCAGUCCUAUAGAGCUAUAUAUUAUAUUUUUUCAGUGAAAUGUACAAUUUUAAGAGUAAAAUGGCUAGAGUUAAUUUUUCUGGAUCUUCUGCAACCUUACUGUGUGUAAGGAGAGGGGGUUGGUCUAGCAUCUAUUGCUCUGCAAUGUUUUUGUUCUGAAUUGCAGUAAUAUCUUACUCUUGCUUAUUAGUUACAGCUGGAGUCAAGCUAAUGGUCACAGGACCUCCCUGGGUUACUUAGUGCUUCAUGAAUGCCCAUAACAUAGUGGACAUCAGUUUAACUACUAUGAGUUGUUGGAAACAAGACUAGCAGGUAAAAUGCUGGCUUACAACCCUUAUGGUUGACAAGUAGAGUUGAGAUCACUUGCCCUCAGUUUUGAAGUCAGUCUUUUCCUUUUAAGGAGUCAGAGAAACAAGCUGGAAGCUGCUAGUAUAAAGGAAGUAACCAUUUCUUGGAAAACCUGCUGUUUAGUUCAUUGGCUGUGAUUUUAUAGGCUCUGAACUGAUCUCCUGAGGAGGAUGGCUUUGUGGAGUGUCCUCCAUACAUAUAAUCUGCCAACGUGACAGUAUGGGAAUGCAGAGCUUCCUUGAUGUUGCUCUUAAGGACCAUGUAAAUGGCUCCUGUCUUUCAAAUUUCUCAUGUAGAGGAUAGGAUGUGUGUGUCCUAUAAGCAGCCUUCCCAGGAGGUCUUAGUUCUACUCGGACUAGAUCUAUAGCUAACCGCUUCCUAUAUGAUCUUACUGAAUGGGUUUUAUUGACUAUGUGGAAAGGUAGAGCCAAGGACACGGGCUUCUUAUGUAUUUUGGUAACUCAAAGCAUAGCAUAGGAUAUUGUCUUGGGUAAGACCGGAUAUUAAAAACCACAUUGACUCUUCAAAUCUUGAAUCUGUACUAAAAGAUUGGGGUUUUUUGUCUGGUCUCUUUCUGACCUGAACUUUCUCUUGCACUAGUCUUCUAUCAGUACAGACUCAAGUUGGCACCCACCUGAUUUUUAGCCUGGUGGGGAAACACUACCAGUCCUGUGUGCAUAUCUAAUGGGGAGCAGGAGAAUUCUGGCAGGGUUUGAGCCUGUAGCCUAAGGAUACCUUCAAGGACAAGACUCUUAAAAGGCUGCUUAUAAAGUUCAAACACACCUGUCCAGGGUCUGGCUCUGGAAUGGGUACUGGGAAACUAAUGGUAAAAAACAAAACAAAACAACCCUUUAAGACUAUUUCUGGGCAUUCAGCUCUUAGGAAGCAACCUAUUUGUAACUGUCUGCUGCUUUGGAUGUUAGGUUAACUUGUAACUGCUCUUGGGUUUAUCUUUCACUGUUAUCAAUUUUUGAUCGAAAUAAAACUGGUACUUUCUAAAA